GGAGUUUCGGGGCGAUUUUGGUAGUUGGAUUUUUGAUUUAUUAAUUUAUUCGGGAGGAGACUCCGAUGUGCAGUAAAGUGUGUUGUAAGCGCAGCACUGCCUUGCCCAUGCCACAUCAUUCCAUGGUAUCCACGUGUUGAGUUUGAGGGUUUCGCUUUCUGAGACUCCUGAGACAUAGUAGCGGAGUCGGAGCCGUUUAGCUCAGACAUCGUCCCUUUCGUCCCUCCUUGUUUGGUGAGCCUGGGACUGUUCGGGGACGCCUUUACUUGGUUCUUCUCCCUCUGCACACACUCUGAUCAAUGUGUUGAGCACUCUUCUCUCGUGUGAGAAGCCGUCCAAUUAGCACCGGCCGACAGGAGACUUCCGUUUUUUUUCCUUGGAAGGUCUUCGUGUUGGUUCUCUUUCUCUUUCUUACGCAGAUAAUGGAUCAAUGUGUCAAAAUGCGUAGUUCUUCAUUCUGGGGUUUGAACCUUCGCCGUGCAUAGCGGACUUGCUUGCUGCUUGUUGAAGCGCGACUUCUUCGAGAAAAGAUGUCGGGCUCUGUAAUUAUUUUUUUUUAGCAGAGAGCGUUCACCCUGUGUACUGCGCAUAUCUGUCGGAUUUUGAGCCCGCAAAAGGCGGUUUUUGAGGAGGAUCAACGCUGGUUCUACUUUGCUGGACGCACCUGUUGGAAGAGUUUUCCGUGGUGGGCGAGCUCAGGCUGUCACUUCUCGUGUAAAAUUGUACUUCACUUCUAUUGCAAUCUCGGGCGAAACGUGAAAGACCUACUGCCUUGCGGCUUUGGAGUUGCUCGAGUAUCAGCAAAAUUGUGAUAUAAAAAUGAUGCAGAUGCUGGGAUUACGAGGCGGGACGCCUGUUAAGGCCAAGGUUGAAGAAACGACGACCUCCUCAGUUACCAAUGCAUCCCCUUCCAAUGUACAGCAUACUACUACUACUACAAUGAUGCAAGCUAUUACACCGAGCCCUGUGACAGGUCAAAAGGCCCGAGCCUUGCGCCUCGUCUAUUGUGAUGAAAGGGGGCAAUUCAGGAUGGAUGCGGAAGCUGUCGCAGCGUUGCAGUUAGUUAAAGGGCCUCUGGGCGUGGUUUCCGUUUGUGGACGUGCACGUCAGGGGAAAAGUUUUAUUCUCAAUCAGCUUCUUGGACGAAGCAGUGGUUUCCAAGUGGCUCCUACUCACAGACCUUGCACGAAAGGGUUGUGGAUGUGGAGCACUCCUAUAAAGAGGACAGCACCAGAUGGAAGUGAAUACAGCCUACUACUAUUGGACAGCGAGGGCAUUGAUGCUUAUGAUCAAACGGGAACGUACAGCACUCAAAUUUUUUCACUUGCUGUCCUUUUAUCAAGCAUGUUUAUUUACAACCAGAUGGGAGGAAUUGACGAAGCAGCUCUAGACAGGCUUUCUCUUGUAACGGAAAUGACUAAACAUAUCCGUGUCAGAGCCUCUCAAGGACAAACGAGUGCAGCUGAACUGGGACAAUUUUCGCCUCUCUUUCUGUGGCUGCUGAGAGAUUUUUAUUUGGAUCUAACGGAGUUAGGACGACGGAUAACUCCUCGCGAUUAUUUGGAAUCAGCCUUGCAGCCUGUGGGAGGUUCAGGCAAAGCAAUUGCUGCCAAGAAUGAGAUCCGAGAAUCGAUUCGAGCAUUAUUUCCAGACCGUGACUGCUUCACUUUAGUGAGGCCACUCAACGACGAGCGCGACUUGCAGCGGCUUGAUCAAAUCCCUAUGGACAGAAUGCGCUCUGAGUUUCGCUCUGGGCUGGAUACACUGACUAAGUAUGUGUUCGAGAGAACACGCCCCAAGCAGUUAGGUUCCACCAUAAUGAAUGGCCCCAUGUUGGCUGGACUUACACAGUCAUUUUUGGAUGCGUUGAAUGCGGGUGCGGUACCAACGAUUGCGACUUCUUGGCAGAAUGUUGAAGAAAACGAAUGCAGACGUGCGCAUGACAUGGCUGUGGAAAAUUAUCUUCGAAUGUAUGAUAAGACUACACCUCCUGAAGAGAAUGCUUUGCAAGAUGCUCAUGAAGCUGCAGUACAAGCUGCAUUGGCAACUUAUAACCACGAAGCUGUAGGUACUGGAGCCCCCCGGCUGAAGUACGAAAGGCAGUUGAUGGUUACCCUGAAAAAGCAAUUCGAGGAUCACAGGAAGAAGGUAUCGAUGGAAGCCGAACUGCAGAUUCUCCGACAAGUUGGUUCUAUGGAGGAAAGGUUUAGAUUAGCUUGUCAUGCUCCUGGAGCAACAUUUGAUCAGGCUCUUACGGUUCUAGAUACACUUCUUGCUGAAUAUGAGCAAUCAGCGUUUGGUGCUACGAAGUGGCAAAAGCUUGUGAAGCUGCUAAUGAAAAGUCUGAACGGCCCGCUACAUGACUUGGUCAAACGUGCGAGUGACAAAGCAGCAACAGAAUAUGCAACACUGGAAUUGAAGUUCAGAUCCUCCGCCGAGAGAAUAACAUUCAUCGAGAAGCAGACUGAGUCAGCUCAGAGAGAUGCACAAGAGUGGAAAAAGAGAUACGAAAGCUCUUUAGACACAUACAAGGCCUCUUCUGAAAAAGCUGCCGCUCAGUAUGCAGCUUUGCAAAGUAAGUACAGCUCGCUUGAAGAACGGCGCGCGAGUUUGUCCUCGCAACUCGAAGAAGCUAGAAAAGAGGUUGCUGAUUGGCGGAGCAAGUAUGAUCAUCUCCUUACAGAUAGGAAGUCUGAAGAUGAGAGAUUAAGUUCUGAGCAUGCCUCACUUCAAAGUCGGUGCACUUCUGCUGAAGCAAGGCUUGCUGCUGCAAGAGAACAAAGUGAAUCGGCAAAAGAAGAGGCGGCUGAGUGGAGACGCAAGCAUGACUCAGUUGUUGCAGAUUCACGUGCUGCUGUUGAAAGGUCCAAUGCUCUACGCGAGAGGGCAAACAAACAGCACCAGUUGCGAGAAGAUGCAUUGCGUGCAGAAUUUGCAUCAAGCAUCGCGGAGAAGGAUAGUGAAGUGAAGGAUUUGCAAACUAAGCUGGAGCAUGCAGAAAGAAGAGUUGCCGCAAUGACAACCCGGAUGAAGGACCAUGAAUCUAAAGCAAACUCACAAACGGAUGAAAUGGCGGCCUUGAAAGCAGAGGUUCGGCAUUUGCAGUCACUUGUCGACAAUACAAAGUCCUCUACUAUAACCAUGGAGAAGGAUUUGGAGAGCGCUCGGCAAGAGAGAGCUUUCCACGAGGAGAGGCUUCGUUCGGUUGGAAAGCGACUAGAAGAAGCGGAAGAAAAGUCGAGAAUAGCUGAGAGAGAAGCCAAGCGAGCUGUGGAGGUCGCAGAGAAAGCAAAGGAAGAGGCAACAAUGGCAGAAAGGGAUAAACUAGAGACUCAGACUCUAGCAGUAGAGCGACUGGCUGCUCUGGAAAGAGCCGAGCGCCGUGCGGAAGGAUUAGAGAGAGAAAAGAUCGAGCUUGCUCAGGAAUUGGAUCAAGUCAAGUAUGCAGAGUUGGAGGCAUCAUCAAGAGCUUCUGCUCUGGAAAGGAGACUUGAUGAACGCGAGCGAGAAAUGGAACAGCUUUUGAAAGCUUCGCAUGAGCAAAGGGCCAACACGGUUGAAGUCUUGGAAAGCCUCGUCGCAAGCGAAAGGGCUGCCCGAUCUGAAGCAAAUACGAGAGCGGAGUCCCUCUCGUUGCAGCUUCAGACUGUACAAGCAAGAUUGGAUUCGCUUCAGCAAGAAUUGACGACAGUUCGCAACCAUGAGACAGCAUUGGACAUGAGAUUGAGGACCUACCAAACGGAACCGGCUGGCACGGCUCGGAGCAAAAGACCUCGUCCUGAGACCGAUGAUACCGGCACUGGAGUUUCUGCGCAGGAUGAUUCUGGCUAGCACAGGAGGGUCGUGUUUUACAAGUGUCUUAGGGUGUACGGAAGAUGCAUCCUGUAGAUCUACUAAGAGUCAAUGAUGGAGGAAGAACCUACCUUCAGGGCAGGAUUGUUUGAGUUCCGCUAUCUUUCAAACUCAGCUUGAUGUCCACAAUUUGCAACCUGUAAUUAACACUUCCUGGUUACUACAUUUUCCCUCGAAAACCAGGAUCAGCAGAGAAGAGUGAGCGCAACCUCGGCUCUUUCCUUGAAAAGCUGAAGGCUGAGCUCUUCCCUGCUAGAAACGAAAAGACGGAGAACACUGAGUCGUGCCCUGUUGUAUGUGAAAAGCCAGAUCAAGGAGGCCGUUCUGAAACAGAUAAGAUGUCGUCCACCCAGAAUUCCUAAUGUCCAGUUAAUUGGAAUGAUAUUAAUUGGAUUGAUGUAGAUAGGGAACUCUUUCGAAUGAAGUUUUGUAGGAAAAAUGAGGGUAGUCCGAAACUUUCACAGGUUCCAGUUUAUAGGAAGUUCAUGGGUAGGCUGGCACCUGGAGAGUCAAUCUUGUACACUGUGCCACGCUACAUGUGGCACUCAUUACUUUCUGUUUCAUAACAAGUAGGCCUCAGCGGUUCCAGGUGCUAUUACGCGAGUGAUCGUUCUCAUGAAAAUUUUACUUGCAGUAGCGCUACUCAUCAUAAACAGUGUAGUGUGUUUGUUCAGAAGUAAGUCCAGUCCAUCUAAUUAGACUCAUGGUCGUACAUGAUAGGCUCGCAGUAUCUCAUAGCUGCGCACAGGCGUUUUGGCUGCAUCCGUAGCGCGAACAUAUCUUUAUUCUUUGCCUGGAUGUCCGCUUUCUUCAGGGUUAAACUGAUGCUACUUUUUCCUUUAGGUUGAGAUGAUCAUACAGUUGAGAUUUUUGCUGUCAUCACCUUACUGCACGUCCUACACACAAUUCCCUUUUUUAACAAAGAGCGUUUGAUCCUGCUGUCAGAACUUAUGUAAUAUAAAAUGCAGGAAAUUUGUCGGUGCUCAAAAGAAACACCAGAUGUAUAUGUCCCGUCCAUCCUAACAGUUAAUACUUUUCGAAAAGACUUGCGUUCGCACAUGCCGUCAGCCUUGACCAGAGCAAAAGAUUCCAAAUAUCCUCUCCUUAAAUAGAAACUGAUCGUACUUCAGUAUAUGUACCUGAAAUCUGUAAGCCGUCAUCUUUCAGGAUUGGGACAAGUUGGAUGUUGGGUUACUACUCAAGCAUGCGAUAAUUCACUCACAAGAAAAGCCUGGAGAUUCCAGUACUUGAUCUUCUCACCUUAAGUCACGAGGCGUUCAAGUAUUGGACAAAUUGUUCUAAGUGAACUAGAAUUCACGAUAAAUAAAUGGCGCACCAGGAGAGUAGAAAAUUCACUCACUGUUGAACUUAAACUUGCGUGUUGAGGCGAACCGUUUAACACAUUCCACGUCCUAGCUCUUGCAUAGAUCUAGGAUCUAGGAUCUAGGAGUUGAACACAUUUCACAAAUUAUGGAGUGGUCGGUGAUGGUGAAGAUGAUUGCUCCACGGUCGUAAUAUUUCCCAUGUUAGAAGUCUAGACGCUAAGGUAAAAUAAAAACCCACCGGCGAAUAAAUCCAAGGAUGGAAUAAAUCCAAGUGUCUGAUUGAAGGCUCAAAGUACUGUAGGCGUAGACUGUCGGACUACUGGAAAGAGUGUCGCCCUGCACGAAAGUAACACGCGUCAAAUGCUAACUAUUAUACAGAUGAACUGGUGAUGAAGGUGACAAGAGGAGCAGGGCCAGAGAGUCACGACGGCGAAAAGGAAAAGGCAUUGCAAGACAAAAGAUGGGGCGAGAGAGGCUCGAACUCUCGACCUCCGGAUUUCUCGGCUGCUAUGAGACCGACGCGCUAACCAACUGCGCCACCGCCCCA
This is a messenger RNA of Marchantia polymorpha subsp. ruderalis, 5724 nucleotides long. The record is from the annotation of a GenBank genome assembly. NCBI's taxonomy places the organism in Eukaryota, Viridiplantae, Streptophyta, Marchantiopsida, Marchantiales, Marchantiaceae.